This is a messenger RNA of Sporothrix brasiliensis 5110, 1002 nucleotides long. RefSeq lists its product as uncharacterized. NCBI's taxonomy places the organism in Eukaryota, Fungi, Ascomycota, Sordariomycetes, Ophiostomatales, Ophiostomataceae. The transcript is spliced from 4 exons. The record is from RefSeq and is a predicted model, not a curated record. The coding region runs from base 1 to 1002 and encodes 333 amino acids.
AUGUCUGCGGCAAACUCACUACAACCAACACUGUCGAGAAAUCCAAUGGAUCGCGACGAGGCUGACCCAGACGGCAACACGAUUUUUCACCGUGCUGUUCUUGGAAACGAGAACCUCGACGACGUUGUCGCCCGGGCAGCCGAGCUCCAUGUCAGCGCAGACCAGCCAAACAAGGCGGGCCGCACGCCGCUUCAUGUCCUUGCCAGCCAUGGCUGGUACGAUGACGUAUUUUCACUUGGGAGUGGCUAUGUCGCAGAAAGGGUCCGUGACGUCCUUCGGCAUGCCCAUUUCCGCAAUGUUGACGCUGCCGAUGCACGGGGCCUCUACACUUGGCCGCCAUGCUUUCCGAGAUUUGUCGGCCCGCGCACGCCGGAGCAAUGUUGCCAACUGGUACGCAACGCUACGGUGGCAGAAAUUGCGUCUGCAUAUGAGAGAGACGAGGGGGACGAGGGGGACGAAGAUGCGGAUAUCGCCGGUGACGUGGAGGGCAUCGUCAACAACAACGGCCAAGUCCGUACUGAUCAGGACACGACACAGCUGCGGCCAAUCCUGCAACAGAUUUACGAAGCACAUGAAAGAGAUUACGCAGCGGGUCCACAGUCGUUCUCAGAGCAUCUUCGCGCGGUAUCUCGGAAGCUAGCUGCAUCACCCUCUUCUGAACCGGACGCAUUUCUAAAAUACACGUCACAGUGUCUUUGUGACUUUGAACGGGAGCUGGAACGGGAAGCGGAUGGCCAACAGCAUGGUGACGACAUGGGCAACGACAAUGAUCUUUCCGCAGUCGAAGAAAGAGAAUGUGGCCCCGACUUCAAAAACCUCGGUCCGGUGUUUGGUGGCGGCGACCGGAUUGUUGGCCGGCUGAUUCGAAAGCGCCAGUUCGACCAGAUCCCAAGACUGCUGCUGCGCUGGGCCACGCCAGGGUUGUUUCUGCAAGAGAACAAUCUGCGGGACAUCAAGCGUGGCAAUUGUACCGAAGACCUGCUACCAAAGCUACAGCUGUGA